Messenger RNA from Pristis pectinata (smalltooth sawfish), 6149 nucleotides. RefSeq names its product sirtuin 6 (gene sirt6). NCBI's taxonomy places the organism in Eukaryota, Metazoa, Chordata, Chondrichthyes, Rhinopristiformes, Pristidae. The record is from RefSeq and is a predicted model, not a curated record. The coding region runs from base 96 to 1187 and encodes 363 amino acids. Gene Ontology annotation, molecular function: NAD+ binding. The transcript has 8 exons.
CGUCGGGGGGGGGGGGGGGCAGCCGUGCGUGGUGUGGCGUCGCUCUCGGCCUCGGUGUGUGCGCGUCUCCGGGCCCGCUGCCUCUCCCCCGGGCCAUGUCGGUCAACUACGCGGCGGGGCUGUCCCACUACGAGCACAAGGGGAAGUGCGGCCUGCCCGAGAAUUUUGACCCUCCUGAGGAACUAGAGAGGAAGGUGUUGGAACUGGCUGAUCUAGUACGUAAUGCCUCGUAUUUGGUGGUGCACACUGGAGCUGGGAUCAGCACGUCGUCAGGAAUUCCUGACUUCAGAGGACCACGUGGCGUUUGGACGAUGGAGGAACAGGGCCUGGAGCCCAAGUUUGACACCACCUUUGAAGAAGCCAAGCCUUCCAAGACUCAUAUGGCACUGGUGGCACUUCAGAGGGUUGGCAUUGUGAAGUACGUGAUCAGUCAGAACGUGGAUGGGCUUCAUGUACGGUCAGGUUUUCCCAGGGACAAGCUUUCAGAGCUGCACGGCAAUAUGUUUGUGGAAGAAUGCACCAAAUGCGGCAAACAGUAUAUUCGAGAUUCAGUAGUCGGCACCAUGGGACUGAAAGCAACUGGCCGACUGUGUGAUGUUAAAAAGGCCAGAGGUCUUCGAGCGUGCAGAGGAAAACUGCGAGAUACCAUUUUGGACUGGGAAGACUCAUUACCUGAGCGGGACCUCAGUUUGGCAGAUGAAGCCUGCAAGAAGUCUGAUGUGGCCAUUACAUUGGGGAGCUCUCUUCAAAUCAAACCAAGCGGCAAUCUGCCCUUUAGUACGAAAAAGAAAGGAGGAAAGUUGGUUAUUGUUAACCUUCAAGCCACCAAGUUGGACAGAUAUUCAGACCUUCGGAUAUUUGGUUAUGUUGAUGAAGUUGUUACCAAAUUAAUGAAACACCUUGGUAUUGAAAUCCCUGAAUGGGAAGGGCCCCAGGUGGUGGAGACAGCGGAGCCAAUUAAGCAGGAAAUAGGGAACCACCUUUCAGUGAAGGAAGAUCUGGACAAUAAACCCAAAAUCGAGGUCAAGCAGCAAAAUAGAGACACUGAAGAAGAGGGGACAAGUGGCCUGGAAUCUCUGGUGUCACUCUCCUCAAAAUCCAAUGGCUGCUUCAAACAAGAUUGCCAAGAUGUGGACUCUAGUACUUUUGAGACUAAGCGCAUCAAGCUCGAGCCAGUCAUGGUCUGACACAUCCCCAUCUGCAAUACUUCGGGACAAUUUUCCCCCUGCAAGCAUUAUCGCUCAGUUGUGACUAUAUAUUUAAGUAUUUUAAUUUCUUUAUAAACUGGAUCUUGAAUCCAAACUGCAACAAAUCUGACUGUUUGUCUUUGUGUAAGCAUGUAUUUUUCUUUACAAUGGUAUAAUUUGAACCCUAAGGUCAAAGGUCCUGUUUAAUUGUAACUCUGAAGAAAGCUACUCCAGAAAUCCACAUUAUGAAGAGACAUCAACCAAUCCAGUAUACUGUAAAAUGAAAGCAGCAGGGGCAAAUCUUUCUCCCUUCAUUUCUUACUGUGUAGAGGAUAAGAUGAGUUAAAGGGCUUGUGCUGUGCUGUACAGCUUGAUGGCUCUCAGGUGGAUUUGAAAUUUUUCAUGCACAUGUUUAAUAUCUUUUUCUCUAUGUAAAAUCAUUGCUUUACUCAGUGCAUCAAGCAAUGUAUGUCAUAAAUUUAUAAUGCUGUGUAGAUAAGUGGAGGAGUUUUGUGAAUCUGAAAUACAUUUUUUACUUAUUCAUAGAAUGCUGGCGAGGCUGGUUUCUAACAUUUGUCGGAUUUUUUUUCAUUAGGAUGACAUUGCUGAAAAUAAAGAUCACAAGGGGUAUUGGUGACCUUUGUAAUUUCCAGUGCCUCAAAUGUUCAGCCGGUUGCCUGUAGAUCAUUGAAGUCGAUUAUGGUCUUGCAGAUGUAAUUGUUUUGCCUAAUAUCUGACGAUUAUGCCAUCAAGCGUAAUCUGGAGACUUUGCCUUCCAUCAUGUGGUUCUCCUCCACAGCUGGAAUUUGAACUGGUAAUUAUAUGUUCCAAUAGUUAACUUGCUAUGAUUGAUGAACAGUAAUGCUGUAUUUGCAUUUACGUAGUAGCUAAAGAUGUCAGAGUGUCUCAAAGGGUUUCUCACAUUGGAGUGCAGCUAUUAUUAUGCAGACAAAAUUUAACGUUGAUUGCUUAGCCAAAAAAAUUAAAUAUCGCAAUGCCAAAGCAUUGAAUUGUAAGCAAAUUUUAAAUCUGCAAUUCAGAUGAACAAACCAAAUCUAAUGAAGCUUAUUAGCUCUAUAUUGUAUUUGCAUUAUUUGAAUUGCAUGUAAUUACUGUUUUUACAUGUUUGAUAGGGCCCUCACGAUAUGUUAACUAGCACUCAUGGCAUCAUGUUUAUUCCAAUCGCAGCAUUGUUGCCUCUGAAUUGGAUGCUGUUGGUUUCAAGUCCCAUGCCAUCAAUGUGGAAGAUGUGGUACCAGCAGAGUGAGUGCAAAUGAGAUUCACCACGAUGUUGCCUGGAGCAGAGGGCUGUAGCUGUACGGAGAGAUUGGAUGGGCUGGGUUUCGUCUCACUGGAACAUAGGAGGCUGAGGGGUGACCUUGUAGAGGUUUAUAAAAAUAUGAGGGGCAUAGGAUAGGUAGAGGCUUUUUCCCAGGGCAGGGAGUCUAGAACUGGAGAGCACUGGUUUAAGGUGAGAGAGGAGAAAUUUAAAGGAGAUCUGAGGGGUAGAUUUUCCACACAGGGUAGUGGGUAUAUGGAAUGAGCUACCAGAGGUGGUAGAGACAGACACAAUUACAAUUUUUAUAAGUCAUUUGGACAGGUACUUGGCAUUCCACUGUUGCUGGAGUUGUCACCUUUAGAAUUAGGUUUUAGUCCAAGCCUCUUGGCUGAAUGUAUUUUAAAGAACAGGGGAAGUCUCCCUUGUGUCUUGCUGAUAUUUAUCUCUUAGCCAGCUUUACUAAAAUACAAAUUAUGUGCACAAGUUUCACAUUGCUGUUUGUGGGAGUUUGCUGUGAACAAAUUGUCCAUUAAAUUUCUUAUAAAAUCUCAAUGACUACACUUUACAUGUACCUCAUUGGCUAUAAAAUACUUUCAGACAUCCAGAGGCUAUGGAAAGGUGUUUUAUAAAGACAUUCUUUUUCUCUUGAGAAAUCACAGCAAUGCUUAGCAUAAAUCUAAAUAUUUUCAGAUAAAAUCUGUACACUUUAAAAACAAAAUGUACCAGAUAGAAUUAUUGUAUACAGCCCACAAGCAAUUAGUAUUUAUAUUCCACACUCCUGCCACUCCAUUUGCCUCAUUUCAGCCUUUCAAUAUACCGAUUCCUUUUGAAAGCAUCUAAACUUUGCCUUGAGCAUUUACAGUGGCAGUAUACUUCCAAUUUUAUCAUCUGUGAGUGAAGGACGCUCUCCAUCUACCUCCCCAUUGGACUUAUUACCAACUGUCUUGUUACUCUGACAAGGUUCUCCCACAAAUGGAAACAUUCCUUGUAAUGAGAGUGUUGCAGAGCUUUCUCUCUGAAUCAUGGGUCUCCUUAUUGCAAAAAGUUGAGCUACUCUCUCUGAAAUUCUUUGAUACAGUGCUCAUAGUUUAGUGAGAUGUUCAUUGAUGCUUUAACUUGAACUUGAGGGUAGCACAACCAUUGCCCAUUAUACUGAAGGAUUGUUUUUAACUAACAGGACUGUGGCCACUACUGGCUGUAUACAGGGCAAAUGUGAAUUCACUGUGAACUUACGACAAUGCAUAUCAAGUCCAAACAUUACCCUUACCUUCGCUUCAUUGAUGCUCCCUUAACUGCUCAAUGUUUUCAACAUUUUGUCAUCUCACAUUUGCAACAACAGCAGUGUUUGCAUUUGCUGCUUUGUUUUUCAAUUUUUCAUUGAUAGGACUCCAAUCUCAGAGGUGGUGGGUUCUGAAAUAUCACAUGAUGCCAUUGCUACAGAUUGUUUUGCUUCCUAUAAGUAUCUAGGCACUGAUGUAUAUUUUCUUUAAUACUAUAUGCUGUUUAAAGUACAUGAUUGAUACCUUAUAAGCACUGUUUGAAAUGUAAUGCUUUGAGUUUCCUGGUGAUGGGUGAUUGGAUGCUCAGUCAAAGUUCAGGAGACAGAUGGAGGGUGUCCUGCAUUGUCCAAGGUUUUGUCUUUGUGGAGUGUUGUGUACUCUGAAACUUCUCAUCAUCUAAAAUUUGGAUCAUUAUUUUCUGCCAAUUUCCAUAAAGUGCAGAGUUACAGAUUGUAGUAAUUAUCCAAUACUAAUGGGUUUAUCCAAGAGGCCCAGUCCAAGCCGGUGAAAUUCAGUUGCAAUCACCCAAAAAGAAGAGAUGUUCUGGGUGAAAACACUGCGAUGCACAAGCCAAAAAUGGCCCAAUCACUGCAAGUCAGAUCUUUCAUUGGUGUGAUUUCCAGAAAAGGAGAUUUAGAUUUGGUCUAUGCCAAUUUAAAACUAUUUUAUGAAUAUAUAAAAUUAUGCUUUUCUUAAUUCUGACUUAAAAUACAAUGUGUUUGGUUCUGUAAGUAAAGCAUUGCAUAAUAAAGUUAAACUCAUAACUGGAAAUGUACUGUUUGUCUUAACAAGGUGGUCCUAAGAAUUUCGGAGCAAUUUUGGGACCAACGUAGCAAUGGAACUGUGUUUACAGUAGAGAUAUUGAAAUAUGUUGUGCCAUAACUUCACAAAAACAUUAAUAACUCAUAGCAGCCACAAGUGAAGUCACAUCACUGGGCUUUUGGCUCCCUCUUUUGCUGCAGAUCUAUCAGUGGAAAUUCCCCGUGAGUGGGUGCACAGUGGUGCAGCUAGUAAAGCUGCUGCUUCAUAGCUUAAGUGACCCAGGUUCAAUCCUGACUCUGGUGCUGUCUGUGUGGAGUUUACACUUUCUGCCUGUGUGGGUUUCCCCUGGGUGCUCCGGUUCCUUCCCAUGUCCCAAUGGCGUGCAGAUUGGGGAGCUAAUUAACCCCAAACUAAGGCAUCCAUGGAUUCAACCUUUUCUCAAAUGCAAAGAAACAAAUCAGCAGACACCUGAAGGCAGAGGUUCAGGAGAAAACCCAGGACCUAAAGGUACAUGAAGAGAAUGCAGGAGGCUGGGAACUUUGCCACAACUAUGGCAUGUUCCGGUUCUCCAAUGGUGUAUAACCCGUCUAAGGCCCCAAAGCCAAAGAGGGAACAUAGAUGAUACCACACAACCAAGAGGGUCUUAGAGAUAUUUGUCAUCUGCUCACUGGAGAGCAGGAGAUUUCUAAUUUGCAUUCAGGAGAACCUUUUUUAGCCGGUGUGUAGCAAAUAUUCUGGAUUUAGUUCGAACUAACAAAGCUGGUCAGUUGGAAGGAGUAUCUGUGGGAAGCUCUUUUGUAGUAAUUCAGUAAUAUUUAGUAUGAUGGAAGAGAAAGCAGAUAAAAUAGGAGCCAAGGUUCUAAAUUGGGUAAGGCCAAUUAUACUAAGGUGAGAAGAGAUUUAUUUAAAGUGGAUCAAAAACUAUCAAUGUAGUGGGAGACAUUUCAAGGUGUUCCCACUGUAUGGUUAUAUUUUUAAGGUACUCAGGAUGUCGACACAAUUGGUGUAAAUGUGUUGUAACAGAAUAUCCCUGACCUAUUAAACCAAGUCAGAACCCAUUUUGUGUAAUUGAACUAGCAAGCUUGAUAGUACAGAUAAAAGAUUGUAGCAAUAGUCCAUGGCAAUUAGACUAUAGGUAACCAUAACAAUAUGUCAAACAAGACGAUACUUAUGUAGAUAUAUAAGAAAUAUAUAAUUGACCUUUUGGAUCCAAUGGGCAGGCUAUGGAAUCUUCCCAGGAUGGAAAAGGGCCCACAGGCUUGUUCCUGUAGCAAUUCAUAUCUGCAGGUUUUCAGGGAGAUGUAAAAGGUUUGUGAGCACCAGUGGUCAGUAGAGGAAGUGUGACUGCUAAUGCUGAAUUCAAACGACUUGUGCUGGAAUGUGACUGGUUGCUUGAAUCAAUGGAAUGUUUUCAUAUGAUUGGAUACGAAGGGUUCUCAUCUCUGGUUGGUCAAGAAGUGGUAUUGAAAUGUUUGCAGGUUGGUGAAGAAAAUGUUCAUCCAUGAUAAGUGACCUCGGAAUUGGGUAAUACUGGCCACAUGUAAUUUGGUGUACAAUAAUCACUGUAUAAAUUGUGGUUUUUAAGCCAUCCUGGAACCUGGUAUCUGGAUGACUUCAUUGCAAAUGCUCGAAUAAACCAUG